This is a messenger RNA of Carcharodon carcharias (great white shark), 312 nucleotides long. RefSeq names its product histone H4-like. Gene Ontology annotation, cellular component: nucleosome. The transcript has a single exon. NCBI's taxonomy places the organism in Eukaryota, Metazoa, Chordata, Chondrichthyes, Lamniformes, Lamnidae. Gene Ontology annotation, molecular function: structural constituent of chromatin; DNA binding; protein heterodimerization activity. Gene Ontology annotation, biological process: nucleosome assembly. The coding region runs from base 1 to 312 and encodes 103 amino acids. The record is from RefSeq and is a predicted model, not a curated record.
AUGUCUGGCAGAGGGAAAGGAGGCAAAGGACUGGGGAAAGGCGGAGCGAAGCGGCACUGCAAAGUGCUUCGCGAUAACAUCCAGGGCAUCACCAAACCGGCCAUCCGCCGCCUGGCUCGCCGUGGCGGUGUCAAGCGCAUUUCAGGCCUGAUCUACGAGGAGACCCGCGGGGUGCUGAAGGUCUUCCUGGAGAAUGUGAUCAGGGAUGCUGUCACCUACACCGAGCACGCCAAGCGGAAGACGGUCACCGCCAUGGAUGUGGUGUACGCUCUGAAACGGCAGGGCCGCACUCUCUACGGAUUCGGCGGCUGA